AUGCGUGAUUUGUUACCUCUCGCCGAAACGGCCAGACAACGUUUAUCCCAGCUCCAAAUAAUGUCACUGUCCUGUGUUUAUAUAAGAAAGUGUAAUAUAAUGACCAGAUGGUUUGGAACAACUAACGUCCCAACAGAUAAUCCCUUUGAUUUUUCCAAAGAUGGCAAGUUGGUAUACAUUUCUGAGAAUGUCACGGAAUAUUUAGGACACUCUAUGGUGGACAUGAAAACACAAGGAGACAGCCUUUUUGACAUAAUAGACAAAAGGGAUCAUAUCACAGUCCAGGCACAAUUGAUGAGAGGUGGCACAGAUGUAGCUCCCGGGCAACCGCUUGCAUUCUUUUGUCGGAUGAAUAUGUCUAGAAGUGUAAAACGUCAAUCUGGUUUCGGAGAUGUUAAAACGAUGCAUGUACGUGGCCAUUUCGUGUCUGUACCAGAUCCUGAGCGAGGAGGAGAGCAACUUGUGUUCGCUUCAUUUUGUUAUCCACUUAUCACUAUAGACAGUAAAGACACUCUCUUACUCAGUGAUACCAUGAUCUUUAAAUCCGCUCAUAGACUGGAUAUGACAUUUUUAGAAAUUUCUCACAGUGGCGAAUUUCACUUGGGAGUGAGUAGCGAAGAAAUGGUUUCUAAAUCUUGGUAUUCUAUUUUGCACCCAGAAGAUAUAUGGGAAGGUCAAACAAAACAUAUCCAGCUGAUCAAAUCUCGCCAUGAGAUGGGAUGUAUGCUAACUGUACGCAUGUUAGUAUAUGGUGGUCAGUUUAUAUGGGUGAACAUUGUCAUGCACGUGCGUCAAGCGCUUGCGAACAGUGAUGACCCGGUGGUUGUGUGUGUCAAUCAAGUGAUCAGUGAGGACGAAGCUUGUCAGUUACGGGGUCCAGCUUAUGGCUAUCCGACUCCAUGCGCUGCCCAAUUAUCGCCAAUGGAUAUGCUGCCCCCUUCAGCUGCAUAUUAUCCAAUGAUGCAGCAAGAGGAGCUGUUAACGUCACAUAUGCAACAAUUCUAUGAUGACCCAGUAACCCAUGCUUAUGCACUAAGUAUGGAAAGAGAGAGACAUCACCACCACCACCAUCAGCAACAACAGCCGCAUCCAUCCGCUUAUGGUGCACCACCGAAUAUCUAUGCAAAAAUGACUCCAGUAGGAAGUCGGUGUUAUACUGGUUCAGUAGUUAAUGUUCCUUCUGCUAGCAGUGGGCAUCCUCCACCAUCUUUACCUCCCGCUCCUCCACUUCCCAUGAUGGAUGGAGCAGUUGCCUGUUAUCAACAUGUCGACCCACCUAGUAAUUCAGGUAAUGGAGCUUCAGCCUUGAAUUCGAACAACAGUGGUAAUGGUAAUACAUCAAAUACUGCAAACAUUAGCAAUAAUAACGAUGGUCACCUUUUUCUUGCUGCUGGAGGAAAACUUGGUAGCGCCACAACUGUAGGCACCUAUUCUGGACACUUGAUUCUUGGCGGAGGUUAUCACUAUACAAACUCUUCAUCGUCUUCUUCCUCGCCUCCUGCUGGAUAUCCAAUGUCAAGUGCUGAUUCUUCCAGCAGUUGCAUGUACGGCCCGACUCAGUGCCUGACCAGUACCCCUUACCAUAAUCCAGUAAUACCCUGUGAGCAAAACAAGCUGAAACAGUUAGAUAUGAAAACAUUGUCUUAUUACCUUUGGCAUUCACCCACUGAAGUGGACAUAAAACCGCAAGUAUCAGUACUUCCGGAAGGAAUCCUUACACCGGAACCGUCGCCAUCAUCGUCACCCGAUUUAGUGUUUCAAAAUUUCCUGAACAUCUCGGCCUCGUUGUCAGUAGCAGGAACAACUGCUAUUGUAGCUGAUACAGACUCAGGAGGGGUGUUGGAUAGAGAAGACAUAACACUACAGCCAAAACAAAAGCGCAAAAUGUCGAUUAGUAGUGGUGAUGAAAUAAAUUGCACUGCCAAAGAUAGUGAAGCUUGCGUCCAACAUCAGCACCACCAAUCAAACCAUAGAAAACAGAGCAGUCAAUCUUCUCAUCACCCGCAACGAUACCUCUUUCAGCUACACCAUCAACAUACCAAUCAAUUAGACCACCCUCAUUCAACCGGUAGCGGCAGAAACUUAAGCCAUCAUACUCACAUUAAAGAAAGUAGCACUGCUAACCACAUCAGUGUUAUCCAAAAUCCCUUCCAACAACGUCGCAUGGGAGAACUUCCGGUCAUUGACCCAACUACCGUAGAGUCUUUCUUUGAUGAAAUAGCUACGAAACGAAAACAACUGUCCAAAAUCAAGCUACCUUCCCUGAAGCGUAAACUUCCGGAUCUAACCGUAGAAGAACUGGAAAAUAUUCUUUCCGCUAGUCUCUCUCGGUCUAGUACAACGUUUUCUCAGUCUUCUUUCGAUCAACGUUUAUCUGAAUUGGCACUGUUGUCUUCUGAAUUUAACACAGAAAAAAGUUUACCAUUACAGGUUAAAACCGAACUGACCAAUGUUCUAUCAGCGUGUCGUCAAACUUCGACAACAAAUACUUCGGUUACUACUUCCGUAUCAACAUCGCCAGCAUCUUUAGCAUCUCCCUCUCCCCCACUCAAUACUGCAGAAACAACGACAGUAUUUAUGCUAGCAAACAAAAGAGAAGUUAUCAAAAGAGAAUGUUCUCUGCCAUGCCGACAUUCAAAUACUCCAGUUAGUUCAGCCAAUUCCCCUGUCUUUGCCACUGACAUAAACCAUGCCAGCAAAAAUGAUCCAACAAUUCUUCCGUCUUAUAUGAACAGCCCAGAAAGCAUGAAUGAUGAAGAGUCUAAGAGUGGUAAUUCUACAGACGUAAACAUUGACAAGGCUGACAGUGAAAAUUUUUCCCAUGAUAUGAUGGAAUCUCCAAACUGGCAAGAAAAUAGCCCAGCUGAAAUUUCUUCUGAUAUUGAGGAAUGGUUAGAACAGAUCAUAAAACCUUGGCAACAAAGUAAUGGUGCCACUCGAGAUAAUUUUGACGACCUCCGGUAG
This is a messenger RNA of Acanthosepion pharaonis, 2964 nucleotides long. Lineage: Eukaryota; Metazoa; Mollusca; Cephalopoda; Sepiida; Sepiidae. The record is from the annotation of a GenBank genome assembly.